AUGGCAAUCUCUCUUCCGUACCCGGCCCCGGCUGUUGCCGCAGUGGUGGCCUUCCUCGUCUUCCGUGCCAUCUAUCGAGUCACACUCCAUCCCCUAGCGAAGUUCCCUGGUCCGAAGUUGGCGGCCAUCUCGUCCGCGUAUCAGGCUUGGUAUGACUUGAGGCCGGGGACAUCAUACAUCUUCCAGUUUGCUCGAUUGCACGAGAAGUUUGGACCAAUUGUGCGCAUCACCCCAAAUCAGUUGCAUGUCUUUGACAUUGCCGCGUACAAUGAAAUCUUCAAGAUCGGAACGCGCUAUCCUCGACACCGCGACAACUAUAACAACGAGGCGGCCGACGGAUUUUUCAAUCAACUCGAGUUGAAAACAGCCAAACCCUGGCGCGAUGCGUACCAACCCUACUUCUCCAAGGGCGCCAUCACCCGCCUCGAGCCACUGAUCCACAGUCGCAUCAAGAAGUUUCUUUCCAAAUUCGAGUCGGCGGCCUCGAACAACGAGCCCAUCGACUUGAGCAUGGGCUUCCGCAGCGUCACCAGCGACGUCGUCACAAGUUACAUGUUCGCGGACAAUGGGUUCGAACUGCUUGACGUGAAGGGCUUCCAGUCCUCAAUCUUGAUCGCAUUGGAAGCGUACUUUGACUUUACCCAGUGGGCCAUGUACUGGCCUAACUUCAUGCCGUGGUUGACAAGGCAACUGCAGAAAUUGACCAAGGAGCAGCAGGAAAAGGUAUGUUCUCUCCAGCAUUGUGCCCAAUGCCGACUCAAGGUCGAGAGGAUCAUGCGGAACGGAGGCUCUGUAGAUGGAACUCCCACCGUCUUCGACGCGUGGGCGAAACCCAGCGAGAAACGAACGUGGACUCCGAGCAUGAGACAGAUGACCGCGGACGCGUUCACCUUCCACGGCGCGGGCACAGAUACCACGGCCCACACGCUGACCACUGCGACAUGGCACUUGAUCAACAACAAAGGGUGUCUGCAGAAGUUGCGCCAGGAAUUGACCGAGGCGAUCCAGGAGCCCGAGAGCGAGCAGCUGGUCAGCACGAAUGUGCUCGAGACCUUGCCCUACCUGAGGGCCGUCGUCAAGGAAGCCCUGCGAAUGAGCAUGGGCGUGCCUGGCAGGAUGGCUCGUGUCGUGCCCGAAGGCGGGGCCGUACUGUGCGGACAGAAGAUCCCUGGCGGAACUGCAAUAACCAGCGUCUGCUACUGCUACCACUUCGACCCUGAGGUCUUUCCCUCGCCUCACACGUUCGAUCCCGACCGAUGGCUGUCUCCGGACGCCCCCAAGCUCGAGGCCCGCUUCAUGGCCUUCUCCAAGGGGCCCCGGUCGUGCAUUGGGAUCAACUUGGCCUACGCCGAGCUAUACCUCAACCUGGCGUACAUGGUGAGGCGAUUCGAGCUCGAGGCGUUCGACACGACCGACAAGGACAUGGAGUGGAAGGAUAACUUUGUGGUCAGCACGAAGGGCCAUUUGCGGGUCAAGGUCAGGAGGGUCGAGGAGGACGAUUGA
Messenger RNA from Cladophialophora carrionii CBS 160.54, 1503 nucleotides. RefSeq lists its product as uncharacterized. The record is from RefSeq and is a predicted model, not a curated record. The transcript is spliced from 8 exons. Gene Ontology annotation, molecular function: heme binding; monooxygenase activity; iron ion binding. Bases 1 to 1503 code for a protein of 500 amino acids. Lineage: Eukaryota; Fungi; Ascomycota; Eurotiomycetes; Chaetothyriales; Herpotrichiellaceae.